Molecule: messenger RNA, 1961 nt
Organism: Anarrhichthys ocellatus (wolf-eel)
Lineage: Eukaryota; Metazoa; Chordata; Actinopteri; Perciformes; Anarhichadidae
Gene: nucb1
Product: nucleobindin 1
Exons: 13
Coding region: 219-1577 (452 amino acids)
Cellular component (GO): extracellular exosome; endoplasmic reticulum-Golgi intermediate compartment
Molecular function (GO): calcium ion binding
Source: RefSeq, a predicted model, not a curated record
UUUUAUCCGACGCGACAUCAGAUCCUGUUCAGAGCAUCUCGGAUCAGGUAUUACAGACAACACAUACGAGACGAGCUGUUGAAAGAUAUUUUAUGUGAUGACACAUUUUUUAAUGGUACGUUUUUAAUAUCGGCGGAUUUUAAAGGAAGAAUUCAUAGAAAAUCGUGACGUAAGGGGUAAAGGACGUUUUCUGUAGCUCACUGCUAACUAUCACGGAAAUGGAUAUCAAGAGGAUGAACCUCAAACCUGGCUGGCUGCUGCUGCUCUCCAUCUGUGCCGGGGUCUGGUCGGUGCCCAUCGAUCGCAAUGCAGACAACCAGGAAGCUAAAGCGGAGGUGCCGGAGGAGAACGUGGACACCGGCCUGUACUACGACCGGUAUCUCAGAGAGGUGAUCGAGGUUUUGGAGACGGACCCUCACUUCAGAGAGAAACUGCAAACGGCGAACACGGAGGACAUCAAGAACGGUCGUCUCAGUAAAGAGCUGGACCUGGUCGGUCACCACGUGAGGACUCGCCUGGAUGAGCUGAAGCGUCAGGAGGUUUCUCGCCUCAGGAUGCUGCUCAAGGCCAAACUGGACAGCACCAACACACAGAGUCUGCAGAUGGACCACGCCUCCCUGCUGAAGCAGUUUGAACAUCUGGAUCCCCACAAUCAAAACACCUUCGAGGCCAAAGACCUCGAGCUGCUAAUCACGACGGCCACCAAGGACCUGGAGAACUACGACACCGAGAGACACGAGGAGUUCAAACGCUACGAGAUGCUGAAGGAGCACGAGAGACGGGAGUACCUGAAGGGCCUGGACCAGGAGAAGAGGGAGCGAGAGGAGAAGAGAAUGCAGGAGCUCAAGGACAAACACCGGCAGCACCCCAAAGUCAACGCUCCGGGUAGUGUUAAUCAACUACGGGAAGUUUGGGAGGAGACGGACGGACUGGAUCCUCAGGAGUUCAACCCCAAAACCUUUUUUAAACUGCAUGAUACAAAUGAAGACGGAGUUUUAGAUGAGCAGGAAUUGGAGGCUCUCUUCACUAAAGAGCUGGAGAAAGUCUACGACGCAAAGAAUGAGGAGGACGAUAUGACGGAGAUGGAGGAAGAGAGGCUGAGGAUGAGGGAGCAUGUGAUGAAGAAUGUGGACGUGAAUAAAGAUCGUCUCGUCACCCUGGAGGAGUUCCUGAAAUCCACGGAGAAGAAGGAGUUCAGUAAUCCCAAAGAGUGGGAGACUCUGGAAACCAGCCCGCUGUACACGGAGGAGGAGCUGCAGCGGUUCGAGGUCGACCUCCUGGACCGAGAGGAGGAGCUGAAGAGGAAGGCGGAGAAUCUGCAUCAGCAGCAGGAGCUGCUGAAGGAGCGAGGCAAAGCCCUCGAGGCCCAAAGGAAAGAGUACCAGCAGGCAGUGUUAGAAAUGUCCCAGAGACAGAAAGAGCAGCAGGCAGCAGACGGGCAGCCUCCCGCGGGUCCUAAUGGAGAACUACAUUUCCAACCAGAGGCACAAAAAGAGGAAGAUAAAGCUGAACACCCGGCCGAGGUCCACAAUAAUCUGCCUGCAGAGCCGCCACAGAAUCUGCCUAUACACACUUAGUGCAACACACAAACAACACACAAACACACACACACACACACACGCCCACGCACACGCACACGAUUUGCACUGACACAGAUAUCCAGAUGGGUUCCACAAACUGAAUAACGUGGAGUGUUUGUAUAUGGCUCGUGAAUCCUGACAUAUUCUACUGUGUGUUCAUCUCUGUGGUCUCCGUUAGAUUUUAAGAUCUCAAAACACACACAUACAUACACACUUAUACAGUGUGUGUAUAUAUAUAUAUAUAUAUAUAUAUAUAUAUAUAUAUACUGUACAUGUGUAUAUGUGUGUGUGUUUUCAGAAAUCUUCAGUUUCAGUGAAGUUUUCAUUGCAGGGUCUUCAGUGUAAAAUCAUCUUUAAAUAAAGAAUUAAUUUAAAACCUCU